Molecule: messenger RNA, 1080 nt
Organism: Cladocopium goreaui
Lineage: Eukaryota; Dinophyceae; Suessiales; Symbiodiniaceae
Source: the annotation of a GenBank genome assembly
AUGCCUGCGGUUCUGCUGAUCGACUCGCACAGGUGGGCAGGAGCGCUGCGCCAACAAGGAGGGCCAAUGGCUCCAGCAGUGGUUGAAAAGAGGUCCACGGAACAGACUUGUGCUUCCAGUGGUGACAAUCUCUGCCCUGAUCCUGAGAGUGAUAAGGCUGAUAAGGAAUCGCAUUUGCGUGGGCUUCAGCGUGUAGUGUUGGAGGUUCGGCAAGUCCUCCGCGAGGAGUUGGAAAGCCGCCUGCGUCGGGUCAUGACCGAGGAGAUGUUGCCCCUGCGCUUGGACCUGGUGCAGAGGCAGCAGCAAGUGCAGCAGAUGCAGCUCCAAGAGCAUCUCCGUGCUGUUUGGAACUCAGUGCUGGUCCUUUCAGUGGAGGCAUACUGGGCAGGGACCGUCAGCGAGGGGGAAGUAGUAAGGAAAAUCCUGGAUAAUGCUCUAUCAGGGGUGCCCCUGCCAAUCUCAUGGGAGGUGAUCGAAAGCGAAGGAUCUCCGCCAUUUUUCAACAACAAAACCACGGGCGAGACCACCUGGGAUCAUCCGUUGCAUGAGCAUCUUGAAGAACUAUCAGCCUUAGCCUUGAGGUGUUUGGCCUUGAAGUCCAAUGAGCGAUGGCAGGCAGCCAAGCUGCUUCGCCAGCGCUUUCAGGCUGAAGCGGUGCGAGAGUACCGGUGUUGGUACACUGCUGAGGACAGCAGCUCUGGUAGUUGUUAUUUCUGCCACACAACCACGGGCGAAGCCAUGUGGGAACACCCUGCGGGCGUCGUCCUACCACAGUUCUAUCUGAAGAUUAGGUGUGCCGAGUUGCUUCAGGACAACGACUACCUUCGAGGUUUGUUCGAGGCUGAAGACCCCCCGACGCCAGAAGGCCGUAUUGGAAGAACAAUCUCCAAGCUCCUAGGUCUUCGUUCCGUCUCCAAAGAUAGUCUGACGAGCCAGGCUCAACUCUCCGCGUGCAGCACAGCCUCGUUUCCUUCCGAGGGGCUCGAUGAUGACUCGGAGGAUGAGAAGGGCAUAGAGUCAGAGGAUGAGGCGGCACCCGAAGUUGCGCUGCUGGUGGACAGUUGGUCCCUUGAGCCAUGA